AUGAGUGCUACUCCAACCAGAGAGUUGGAUCAGCAUACGAAAUCUUCACCAACCAAAGCAUCCCAGCCAAAGUCUUUUCAUGCAAUUACUACACCAUCCCCUACUGAUUCGGAGUCAAUUACCAAAGAAAAAAAGCCAUCACCAUCUAACCCCGAAUUUGUAUCCAACUGGAAGAAUUUUAAUGUUGGUGACACCAAAUACAUUCAUCACGGUCACCUGUCACUGAUAGCUUCAUCAGCAUUGAAAAGCGAAACCAAAGCAAAACCUGAUAAACUUUCAAGUCCUAUUACCAAAGUAUCUUCUAACAAAAUUAUAAUAGACAAAACUAUCUCAAACAUGUUAGGGCUUUCUGAAGAAACAAUUGAAGAGAAAUCAAUUUGGCCAUACAAGAUGGAAACAUUAAAUGGAAUCAUUAGUCUUAAAAUUGAAGAAGAAAAAACUAAACAAGAAAACAUAAAGAAGGAUUUGGCAAACACUGCAAUUGAGUUGCUUACGUUGGCAAAAUCAUUAAAUGUUCCUGGAGAACUAAUUUCAUACUUAUUCAUAUCCGAUUCGGUGACAAGCAAUAGUUUAAAUGCCACUAUUUCUAAAAUCCGCAAUGAAACCCACCAGCUGUUUCUCAAAGAUCUAUCGGAAAAAUCGAAAAUGGAUUCAAUUAUUGGCAUCAAAAGAAAGCAUUCUAGUACUAGCAUAAAGAGCAGCGGCAGUGCACUUGUGUCCCCCUUGAGGUCACCAAAAAAGCUUCCACUGGAGAUUGCACAUCGUCGGGUCGUUUCGGAUGGAAGUGACGAAAUCAGCAAUAAAUCAAUGUCCAAAAUGAGCUCACCCCCACAACCACCAUCACUUCCAUUACCAUUACCACCCACAUCAGUACAUAAUCAGCAACCACCACCGCAACUUUUACCAUCACUGCAAUUUGUCACUCAUCCAGGAACUCAAAAUCAACUGCAACUGCAUGUACAUCUGCCUUCUUUACCCCAACAAUUGGUGCCACCAAUGUAUCCUAUAUUUUAUACCCCUCAACAAUAUAACCAACAACAGUCGCAACUGACACAGCAACCACAUUCACUGCCAAACACUACUCAAGAUGGUAGUGGAAAGGUACAAGAUUCUCCUUUUGCACAGAAAUAUCAAGUGGUUUAUCCAGGACCUUAUACUGGCGGCCCUAAUUUUGUACAUCAACAAUACCCUUAUUACGUUUCAUCGUCACCAGCCCAAGCUUCACAGCAAUAUAUUAUACCACCAGUAGUGGGGCAGCCCCACCUACAACAACAACAACAACUAUCAACACAACCACCUGCUCAGCCAAAACAACAACAACAACCAGUACCAUCUCAUCAUUUUGAGUCACCUGACAAAACAACUGGCAAAUCUGAGGACGAUACCACACCUAAUAAAAGACAUAAGAAUUCUAAAGGUGGUAGUAUAAAUUUCAUGAUCACUACACCCAAGAAUCCACCAAAAAAAAGGUACAACAAUUCAUCCAGUAAAUAG
This is a messenger RNA of Candida albicans SC5314, 1494 nucleotides long. RefSeq lists its product as uncharacterized. The record is from RefSeq and is a predicted model, not a curated record. NCBI's taxonomy places the organism in Eukaryota, Fungi, Ascomycota, Pichiomycetes, Serinales, Debaryomycetaceae. Bases 1 to 1494 code for a protein of 497 amino acids. The transcript has a single exon.